AUGGCAUCAACUACACUAAAGCAUUCCCCAGAUGUUUCUUGUGUCUUCUGGAAUCUUAGUAAUGGUUUGAGCAGAUAUCAAUUCUGGCAUCUUGAUGAUUCUUUAUUGCUGGAUCCGUUCACUUUUCAAGACAUUCAAUCUGCAAUCUCUGAGUAUUUUGAGCUUAACUCAUCUGAUGAGGUUGCUCAAGAAAUAGUUUGGGAAGCUCACAAAGCCACGAUUAGGGGUAGACUCAUUAGUAAAGCGUCUUAUCUCCGGAUGCAAUCUCAUACUGAAAUCUCAUUGCUGGACACCGAGAUCACUCAGCUGCUUGCUCAACACAAGCAACACCCCACAUCUGCACUCCUUUCCCGCAUAAAUUCCCUUAGAGCUUCAGCUGACAGAGCAAUUAAGUAUUCUAGUGGAGGUUGGAGACCUUGUAACACUGAAGUGAAACAGUAUAUUACUAUCCUUAAAAAUUAUAUGAAAUUAGUUCUAGAGAUCAGUGAUGAUUCUGAUGCUAUAGAAAUUAUUCAGGAUACGUUCAAAAAGAUUCGAACAGCUUACAGUCAGGUUCAGACUGCUUACAAUCAGUCACGGCAAAGACAUGGGAGACAGAAUAAUCUAGGGUUUCUACAUAACGCAUCAAAGAUAUUUGCGGGUUUGUGCAGCAUUCUGAUUACUGUACUGGCUUUUUAUGUAGUUCAAAAGCUAAAGAAGGAUGAUUUAAAGGAAAAAUACAAAAUAGAUCUGGAUGAAGCAAAUGUAAAGCCAUCCGUGGAAAAUGUAAAGCCAGCCAUGGAAAAUGUACAGCCAGCCGUGGCAAAUGUACAGCCAGCCGUGGCAAAUGUAAAGCCAUCCGUGGAAAAUGUAAAGCCAGCCAUGGAAAAUGUACAGCCAGCCGUGGCAAAUGUACAGCCAGCCGUGGCAAAUGUAAAGCCAUCCGUGGAAAAUGUAAAGCCAGUCAUGGAAAAUGUACAGCCAGCCGUGGCAAAUGUACAGCCAGCCAUGGCAAAUGUAAAGCCAGCCAUGGCAAAUGUAAAGCUAGACAUGGCAAAUGUAAAGCUAGACAUGGCAAAUCUAAAGCUAGCCAUGGCAAAUCUAAAGCUAGCCAUGGCAAAUGUAAAGCCAGCCAUGGAAAAUGUAAAGCCAGCCGUGGAAAAUGUAAAGCCAGCCUUGGAAAAUGUACAGCCAGCCGUGGCAAAUGUAAAGCCAGCCAUGGCAAAUGUAAAGCCAGCCAUGGAAAAUGUAAAGCCAGCCAUGGAAAAUGUAAAGCCAGACAUGGCAAAUGUACAGCCAGCCAUGGAAAAUGUAAAGCCAGCCAUGGCAAAUGUACAGCCAGCCAUGGAAAAUGUAAAGCCAGCCAUGGCAAAUGUAAAGCCAGCCAUGGAAAAUGUACAGCCAGCCAUGGCAAAUGUACAGCCAGCCAUGGAAAAUGUAAAGCCAGCUAUGGCCAAUGUAAAGCCAGCCAUGGCAAAUGUAAAGCCAGCCAUGGAAAAUGUACAGCCAGCCAUGGCAAAUGUACAGCCAGCCAUGGAAAAUGUAAAGCCAGCCAUGGAAAAUGUAAAGCCAGCCAUGGAAAAUGUAAAGCCAGCCAUGGAACGUGAAGAGUUACACAAGACAAUUGAAAACGUAAAGAUGGAUCCGAAAAACUUAGGGAUGAAAAAGAAAAAUUUUAUGUUAGAAAAAGCUAAAAUAAAACUGGACAUUGCAAAUGCAAAGGAGGAUAAUUAUGCAUUAAAAGAAAAAAUUGCAAGCCCAAUCACGAUUAAUAAGUUUGAAGUAAUGCAAAAUUUCGAAUUUCCCAUGGAAGAGGAUUCAGUGUGUGGUUGCAUUUAUGAAAAUGUAAUCUUAAUGGAGGAACAUGUAAACAUAAUGUGGGAAAAUGAAAACUUAAUAAUGCAAGUAAAUCCAGAAAUGUUAUAAGGUGUUGAUUUGCAACAUGUGUAAGAAACAAAUUCACAUUUAUAUGUUUCUUAACAUUA
Pseudophryne corroboree (corroboree frog) is the source of this 1964-nucleotide messenger RNA. RefSeq lists its product as uncharacterized. The transcript has 9 exons. Bases 1 to 1905 code for a protein of 634 amino acids. The record is from RefSeq and is a predicted model, not a curated record. NCBI's taxonomy places the organism in Eukaryota, Metazoa, Chordata, Amphibia, Anura, Myobatrachidae.